UGUGACAAUAAAAGAGGUAAAAUAAGAUAAGGUGAUAUCCAAGAUUUGGAUGGAUUAUGAUGUUUUAUUCACUUCAAUCGGGCCCAAUAAUUUAUUUUGAGAUAAAUUCAGAUGAAACUAAUUAAUAUAAUCUUCCACCAAAUCUACAUAUUCACAACAUCAAUAAAAAAGUUAUUUAGCUAUCAAGAUUUUCUCAACAAACUAUGUUCAACUUCAACAUUCGCCACAACAACCUCUUUCCUCUAACUCAAACAAACUAACAACAAAGUAUCUGUUUCAAAAACAGGUGGUUUUCUGUUACUAUAGCUAUGAAUUUAAAUGCUGAUGCUGUUUUAUUUGAUCAUCAUGAGAAUGGGGUUUUGGGGUUUAACUCUAUAAUAAGGUUUAAUGUUAACGUUGGUCUCUCUUGUUCUCAAACCCUAAUCUGUGAUGUUGGAGGAGGAACCAAUGGUUCAAUGGACACACUUUCUGUUUCUGAAGGGAAAGUAGGAAAAUUUUCAUGUGGGUUGGUGAAAAAUGAAGAGGAGAAAAGUGUGAUUCAAUGUUCUGAUGGAGGUGCAAUGUCUGAUCAAGGUUUGGUUUUUGAAUUGAAUGAUGGUGUUCAGGUUGAACAGCAGCGUGAGAAUGUGGGGAAAGUUGCAUUGAGUAAUGAGGUUCAAGGAGUUGAAGAUGAUGUGACUGAGCACGAACAAGAGAACGGGGCUAAAAACGUUGCUUUAAGCACGGUUGUGGAGGAUGGCGGUGUUUUAAAAGCUGCUGAUAGUUUUGUUGCUACUAAAUAUGAUCCUGAAGAUUCUCGUGUCUCAGAUGUUGCAACCUACCAAUUACAGGAUGGAGUUCCAUAUGUGGAAGGCAUGAACGUCAAAGCAGAAGAGUCUUUGAAACAGCCAGACUUUAUGUCAGUUGAUCAAGUAAAUGUGAUUCAAGACAAAACCACAUACAUCAAUAUUUCUGGAGCAGGUAUCCCGCAUAAUAGUCAAUACGAUUGCCGUGGUAUUGAUCUUGUUGUAGAUCUUAAUUCUAACAAAAACCCACAGGAGGAUGGUGUGCCCACGAAAUCUGUGUUUUCCGAUGUUAAUUAUCGUGUAUCUGAUUUAGUUUGGGGAAAGGUUCGGGGCCAUCCUUGGUGGCCUGGUCAGAUCUAUGAUCCCUCCGUUGCAUCAGAGAAGGCAAGGAUGCACUUUAAGGAAAAUUGUUACCUGAUAGCAUAUUUUGGUGAUCAAACAUUUGCUUGGAAUGAUGUGUCAGUGAUAAAGCCAUUUCAUAAACAUUUCACCGAAAUGAAGAAACAGAAUGAUUUGGAAAAUUUCCGUCAUGCUGUUGAUUGUGCUUUAGAAGAAGCCUCAAGACGCGUUGAAUUUGGCCUUUCUUGUCCUUGUAUGACCGGAGAAGUGUCUCCUAAGCUGGAGACGCAAUUAACGGCUAAUGCUGCGGCAUCUUUUGAACCUACGCAACUUGUCAAUUUUGUCAAAUCAUUAGCUCAGUCACCACUUACUGAAUUUGAUAGACUCGAGUUUGUAAGUUCUCGUGCCCAAUUGUCGGCUUUCUAUCGCUCAAAAGGCUAUUCUCAACUGCCUGAGUUUGCAAUGCUUGAUCGGUUGUUUGAGAGUGAUAUGGAAAUUCUGCCUAUAAGGGAGAAACAGCAGUGCGAUGAUCAAAUUAAUGAGCAAGUUUUGAUGAAAACCCAUGAAGUAUUCUCACAGAAGUCGCAGCACAUCUCUCAGAAUAUGAAGCAAACCGGCAAAAAGAAGAAACUUUUGUCAGAUUUAAUGUCUGAGAAGAACUCCUGGAAUCUAAAGGGCGAAUGUAUGCCAGAAAAGAAGGCUGAUGAUAAUUCAAUUUCACGGUGUGCGAGGAAACAGAAGGCAGCUCACGAUACUAAUGAAUAUUUCCAUCAUUCCCAAAUUGCUGAUGAUAAAUCAACUUCACUGUGUGGCACGAAACGGAAGGCAGCUUAUGAUACUUCUGACGAUGAUUUCCAUAGUUACCAAAUUUCUGGUAAUAACUCAACUUCACGGCGAGGAAGGAAACGAAAGCUAGCUUACAAUGCUUUUGAUGAUUGUUCCAAUAAUUACCAAACUGGAAACCACAUCCAGUUACAGAAUGUAUCGGUAGAUGAGAUGCAGUCUCAACUAUGCUUAGCUGCCAAGGAUCCUGCAGGAGAAAGUUUCUCCAGUGACAUGAUAUACUUCUUUUCAGAAUUUGAAAAGUUUACCGGCCGUAACGAUUCUGUUUUUCUAGAGCAUGGAUUGUCUUUAGAACAAGAGCAUGGUGGUGAGACUGGAGUAGUAACCUCUAUAGAAGCUGCUGCUACAUCUUCUAUGUCAACACCGACACCAAUGGAGCUUUGCAAUGAUUCUUAUUGGACUGAUAGAAUAAUUCAAAGCAUUUCUGAAGAGGAGACACUGUUGAAAAACCAGAAUGAAAGAGAUGAACUUAUGCCCGCUGCCGAAAUUAGCCCUGGUUUGGGUUUAAUGCAUCAAGAAACCAAUGGAAAUCUUGGAUCAGAACCUUCCAACCAUGUGGAACAUGUGAACGAUAGUUCUCCAACUUCUCUUACUCUGAAAUUUACAAACUUGGAUUCAGUUCCUACAACAACGGAUCUCAACAAGAUCUUUGGCCGCUUUGGGACACUAAUUGAAUCAAAGACUAAACUUCUCGAGAAGACUAACCGCGCCAAAGUUGUUUUUGAACGAUAUUGUGAUGCAGAAACUGCUUUUAGCAGUGCUGGAAAGUAUAGCAUAUUUGGACCUUCAUUACAAAGUUACCGCCUCAAGAUUUUGCCUCGUACACCAGAGAAAAGCACAGGAAAGCGAGGUAGAAAAAGCAAAAAAGAAAAAAGUUCUGUGGAUGCCGAUGCCGCCACAGUUUGAUGCCUUGACAAUUAGUGGUGAGUUUAUGUGAACAUCGACCGACAGUCUUAGUUUUAGUAUUUUGAUGAGCUGUUGAUUUGGCGAGCAAGCUAAUACAUAAAAUUGAGUAGCUCACUAAUUGACGAUGUAUAUAGAAAUCUUUUUGGGAUAGUAUCCAUUCCAUUUAAUUAUGAUGAUGGAUAUAUUUUGGGACUGAUAUGAACAAAGUUCAAAUUUUAACUUAGUAUGCGACUUUGUUUGACAAGUUAUAUUUGUGAAUACUUGUUCUGAAUUCCCAAGGUUUUGAUUACUGUGUU
Molecule: messenger RNA, 3169 nt
Organism: Medicago truncatula (barrel medic)
Lineage: Eukaryota; Viridiplantae; Streptophyta; Magnoliopsida; Fabales; Fabaceae
Exons: 3
Coding region: 309-2873 (854 amino acids)
Molecular function (GO): nucleic acid binding
Source: RefSeq, a predicted model, not a curated record